GGAAGCAUACUACUCUACUAAAACUAUACACUACUUUCUGCCUUACUAUUUAGUGCAGUAGUGCGAGGUUUAAUCUUUUUUUAUGUUUGUUUAAAAAACUGAAAUAAUAAAAUAAAUCUAAAUUGAUUAAUUUUAAUGUAAUCUUUAUAUUUCCAUGAAAAAGGUGGAAACCGGCUCAUAUACUUUAUGCUAGUUUCAAAAGAGCCGACCAGUUCAAAGAGCCGACUCUUUCGUGAACGACACAUCGCUACCAGAGACUUUAGUGAAUCUUUCAAGUUUGAGCUCGCGGCGUUGCUAAGCUACUUGUUGGCAGAUGUAGUUAGCUAAGCUAGCGUUUCAGCAGUCUUCUGUGUAACAGCCGGUGGACCUACAUUAAUGUAAUGGCUGUGGCGAUGAUCUCCACCUGCCCGGGCCUUUACUGUGGAAAAACCCUCAUCAAUGGGACAAUUGAAGGAGAAUGUGGGGUGUGUCCCCGAGGUGAGAGAGCAAACGUGGAGAAGAUCUGUCAGAAGUGUACGGGUUUUCCGGAGCGUUAUGACUGGCUGUACCUGGGCUUCAUGGCCAUGCUGCCGCUGGUCCUGCACUGGUUCUUCAUCGAGUGGUACUCGGGCAAGAAAAGUUCGAGCGCGGUGCUGCAGCACGUGACUGCUCUUUGUGAGUGCGGCGUGGCGGCGGUGAUCACACUGCUGCUGAACGAGCCGGUGGGCCAGCUGACCAUCCAUUCCUGCGGGGUCCAGAUGCUCUCCGACUGGUACACCAUGCUGUACAACCCGAGUCCCGACUACAUCACCACACUACACUGCACCCAGGAGGCCGUCUUCCCCCUCUACACCAUCGUGCUGAUCUACUACGCUUUCUGCCUGGUGUUCAUGAUGAUGCUGCGGCCGCUGCUGGUGAAGAAGAUUGCGUGCGGUUUGGGGAAGACUGAUCGCUUCAAAAGCAUCUACGCUGCGCUGUACUUCUUCCCCAUCCUCACCGUGCUGCAGGCGGUCGGAGGAGGACUCCUGUAUUAUGCGUUUCCCUACAUCAUUCUGGUCCUGUCGCUGGUCACGCUGGCUGUGUACAUGUCCGCUUCGGAGAUCCAGUCCUUUAAGAACCUGGUGGCCAAAAAGAAGCGUCUGGUGGUGCUGUUCAGCCAUUGGCUACUCCACGCUUAUGGCAUCAUCUCCAUCUCCCGAUUGGAUAAACUCGGGCAGGAUUUGCCGCUGUUGGCCCUCGUGCCUGGACCCGCACUCUUUUAUUUACUCACAGCCCGAUUCACCGAACCCAACCGCAUUUUAUCGGAAGGAGGAAACGGACACUAAGGCACUGAAGUGUGUGUGUGUGUGUGUGUGUGUGUGUGUUUGUGUGUGUGUGUGUGUGUGUGUGUUAUUACCUUAUCAAUACACAAGCUACGAGGUUAAUGUUGAAAAAGAAGUAUGUCUCGCUUAAAAUCCUUCGUGUGCCUCUAGUCCACCUCGCAGGAAGUGAUCAAAAAGAUCCACGUUGAAUUCAAAUGAACAAAAUGAUCAAUCUGGAAUUUCGCUGCUAUUUUAAAUAAGCGUUUAUUUAGAAAUGACAUUACGGAGCUUAAUGAGGUUUGGAUGAUUUUUUUUUUCCUCAGUGAAAUUAAACGCACGUUUUAGUUUUCCUGCUCAUUGAAGAAUAAUUCAUCGAGACUGUAAAUGGUUUAAAAGAAAUGGCAGGAAUGCUUUAAAUCAGUGCUUGCACGUUUUAUCAGAACAAUUUGGACUUUAAAGCGGCGCACUGAUGCUGGAGAUAAUAAAAAACACAAUCAGUCAUGAGCCAUAACUAUCUCAGUCCUUGUUUCCGCGAUGCUUUGCGUCUGAGCUGUAAAUUAUAACCGAAAGGUACAUUUUCUUACUUUUGUAAAUUUGUACAGUUGUACUGAUGGAUGUGUGUUGUUCGUUUUUUUUUUUCUAUCUUUUUUCGUUUUUUUUUUUUUUUUCUUCUUCUCUCCUUUCCCCACUGUCUCUCUGUUGUCUUUAUUGCAGCUGGUCUGUGAAAUAUACUCAUUAUUUAUCCUG
Molecule: messenger RNA, 2027 nt
Organism: Ictalurus furcatus (blue catfish)
Lineage: Eukaryota; Metazoa; Chordata; Actinopteri; Siluriformes; Ictaluridae
Gene: jkamp
Product: jnk1/mapk8 associated membrane protein
Exons: 7
Coding region: 381-1304 (307 amino acids)
Biological process (GO): response to unfolded protein
Cellular component (GO): membrane
Molecular function (GO): ubiquitin protein ligase binding
Source: RefSeq, a predicted model, not a curated record